This is a messenger RNA of Corythoichthys intestinalis (scribbled pipefish), 2842 nucleotides long. RefSeq names its product zinc finger protein 709-like. The record is from RefSeq and is a predicted model, not a curated record. The transcript has 2 exons. Lineage: Eukaryota; Metazoa; Chordata; Actinopteri; Syngnathiformes; Syngnathidae. Bases 14 to 2836 code for a protein of 940 amino acids.
UAAAGUGUUCGAAAUGCGUGCAAGAAGGACGCCAGCCGCAAAGUUCGAGGCGGAAUUUUGUGGCGCAAAGGAUCAGCGACGACUUCACCUCUCGACUGCUUGCAAUAUGCAAGUAAAAGUUGUUCUUCGCAGACUAACAGAUGUCAGCAAAUAUCUUGGUCCUGAGUGGCAGGAGUCAGAGUCUCCUGGCGUAAAAGAGAAAGUUGAGCACCUGCAAAUGAAACGGGAAGAGCCAGAGCAACCUCAACAGCAAGAGAGAGAAGUACAACCUCCAAUCAAAAAGGAGGAGGUAGAGCUGCCAUACGUUAAAAAGAAGGACGUUAUCACCAUGUCAAGUGGUGAGCCCUUGAAUAGCAAGUACGGUCCGAGUGAGGCCAGUAGAGGGACUGAGCCUCCAGGCAGCAGCUCAACAGAAGGAUUGCAAGCACACAUUUUCAUCGCACCAUCAGAUAGAAAUGGAACCACGUCACACUCGCCUUACAAAGAAGAUGGUCAUAAGAAAUCGCACCAUAGAAAAACCUUUGCUAAUAACGAUACUUGCCGUAUGCAUAUGAGGAGCCACACUGAUGAAAAUCCUCUUGUCUGCUCAGUUUGUGGAAAAAGAUUCAGUCAUAAGAGUGCCUUGAAAGUACACACAAGAACCCACACUGGUGAAAAACCUUUUUCCUGCUCAGUUUGUGGUCAAAGAUUCACUCGAAUUCACCACUUAAAAGAACACACAAGAACCCACACUGGCGAAAAACCUUUUUCCUGCUCAGUUUGUGGUCAAGGAUUCACUCAAAUUCACAACUUAAAAGUACACACAAGAACCCACACUGGUGAAAAACCCUUUUCCUGCUCAGUUUGUGGUCAAGGAUUCGCUCAAAUUCAGCACUUAAAAGUACACACAAGAACCCACACUGGCGAAAAACCUUUUUCCUGCUCAGUUUGUGGUCAAAGAUUCGCUCGAAUUCACCACUUAAAAGAACACACAAGAACCCACACUGGUGAAAAACCUUUUUCCUGCUCAGUUUGUGGUCAAGGAUUCAGCCGCAAGAGUACCUUAGAAGUCCACACAAGAACCCACACUGGUGAUAAACCUUUUUCCUGCUCAGUUUGUGGUCAAGGAUUCAGCCACCAGGGUACCUUAAAAGUCCACACAAGAACCCACACUGGUGAAAAACCUUUUUCCUGCUCAGUUUGUGGUCACCGUUUCACUAUAAAGAAAUCCUUACAAAUACACACAAGAACCCACACUGGUGAAAAACCUUUUUCCUGCUCAGUUUGUGGUCACCGUUUCACUGAAAAGAAAUCCUUACAAAUACACACAAGAACCCACACUGGUGAAAAACCUUUUUCCUGCUCAGUUUGUGGUCAAAGAUUCGCUCGAAUUCACCACUUAAAAGAACACACAAGAACCCACACUGGUGAAAAACCUUUUUCCUGCUCAGUUUGUGGUCAAGGAUUCAGCCGCAAGAGUACCUUAGAAGUCCACACAAGAACCCACACUGGUGAUAAACCUUUUUCCUGCUCAGUUUUUGGUCAAGGAUUCAGCCACCAGGGUACCUUAAAAGUCCACACAAGAACCCACACUGGUGAAAAACCUUUUUCCUGCUCAGUUUGUGGUCACCGUUUCACUAUAAAGAAAUCCUUACAAAUACACACAAGAACCCACACUGGUGAAAAACCUUUUUCCUGCUCAGUUUGUGGUCACCGUUUCACUAUAAAGAAAUCCUUACAAAUACACACAAGAACCCACACUGGUGAAAAACCUUUUUCCUGCUCAGUUUGUGGUCACAGUUUCACUGAAAAGAAAUCCUUACAAAUACACACAAGAACCCACACUGGUGAAAAACUUUUUUCCUGCUCAGUUUGUGGUCAAAGAUUCACUCAAAUUCACCACUUAAAAGAACACACAAGAACCCACACUGGUGAAAAACCUUUUUCCUGCUCAGUUUGUGGUCAAGGAUUCAGCCGCAAGAGUACCUUAGAAGUCCACACAAGAACCCACACUGGUGAAAAACCUUUUUCCUGCUCAGUUUGUGGUCAAGGAUUCAGCCAUCAGGGUACCUUAAAAGUCCACACAAGAACCCACACUGGUGAAAAACCUUUUUCCUGCUCAGUUUGUGGUCACCGUUUCACUAUAAAGAAAUCCUUACAAAUACACACAAGAACCCACACUGGUGAAAAACCUUUUUCCUGCUCAGUUUGUGGUCACCGUUUCACUAUAAAGAAAUCCUUACAAAUACACACAAGAACCCACACUGGUGAAAAACCUUUUUCCUGCUCAGUUUGUGGUCACAGUUUCACUGAAAAGAAAUCCUUACAAAUACACACAAGAACCCACACUGGUGAAAAACUUUUUUCCUGCUCAGUUUGUGGUCAAAGAUUCACUCAAAUUCACCACUUAAAAGAACACACAAGAACCCACACUGGUGAAAAACCUUUUUCCUGCUCAGUUUGUGGUCAAGGAUUCAGCCGCAAGAGUACCUUAGAAGUCCACACAAGAACCCACACUGGUGAAAAACCUUUUUCCUGCUCAGUUUGUGGUCAAGGAUUCAGCCAUCAGGGUACCUUAAAAGUCCACACAAGAACCCACACUGGUGAAAAACCUUUUUCCUGCUCAGUUUGUGGUCACCGUUUCACUGAAAAGAAAUCCUUACAAAUACACACAAGAACCCACACUGGUGAAAAACCUUUUUCCUGCUCAGUUUGUGGUAAAAAAUUCUAUAAAAAAUGCAACUUGAAAAAGCACACAAGAACCCACACUGGUGAAAAACCCUUUCCCUGCUCAGUUUGUGGUCAAGGAUUUGAUCACAAGGAUCGGUUUAAGAGACACGUGUGUGUGUUGGUGUGAGAGGCA